AUGGAAUUUCCUGCCGACUGCGUAUCCUUCAACCAUGAAGUCAACCACAAUCCUAAACCUGAAGACGCAGGAAGAAUCAAUGUCUAUGCGAGUAUCCUACGGUUGGAAAUCUUAGAUCCUACACUAAAUUGCUCGACAGUACUCGUUUUCUCCAUUCCUGCCAAAGAAUAUUUGGAUAACCUGGGGCGUUAUAGGUGGGAUCAACUGAUUUGCUUAGAGAACGAAGAACGUCUCAGUCACAAUUUUGUUGAUUAUGGGAGGUCGCAACUCUCUCGAAAUACCUCUAACGUCAUAUUUUUCUCGGGUAACUAUUCUCCAGAUUGUGCUUUGUCAAUGUACAUUACCUUUAAGACCAAGCCUCCUAUUACGAAUGAAGAGUAUAUGGAGCGUAGACGCAUACGUAAUGAAGAGGAAGAUUCAAUGUAUUAUUUUGGACCGAAUGAAGAAGAGUAUAUGGAGUGUAGACUCAUACCUGAUAUAGAUGAAGAUUCAAUGUUACAUUUUGGAGCGAAUGGAGACGAGUAUAUGGAGAGUAGACGCAUACGUGAUGAAGAGGAAGACUCAAUGUUUUAUUUUGGAGAGGAUAUGCAAAUGCAAGUCUCACCUGAUGAGAGCACCAUCGAUAUCCGGUUUAGACCGGCAAGUAAGUUUGCGGUUGAGUCUUUGUCAAGGAAAGUAUACAAGAACUUGACGUCCAGUUUCGACAUGUGCACAAUUUGUUUGGAUGAUUUUAAAAUGGGAGAACGAGUCGUGACCUUGCCCUGUGGACACGAGUUUGACGAUGGCUGUAUCCUCAAGUGGUUUACCACCAGUCAUGACUGUCCAUUGUGCCGAUUCGAGCUACCAUGUGAAAAGUAG
Microthlaspi erraticum is the source of this 858-nucleotide messenger RNA. NCBI's taxonomy places the organism in Eukaryota, Viridiplantae, Streptophyta, Magnoliopsida, Brassicales, Brassicaceae. The record is from the annotation of a GenBank genome assembly.